Messenger RNA from Vitis riparia (riverbank grape), 3537 nucleotides. Its product is annotated as pentatricopeptide repeat-containing protein At4g20090. Lineage: Eukaryota; Viridiplantae; Streptophyta; Magnoliopsida; Vitales; Vitaceae. Bases 130 to 2064 code for a protein of 644 amino acids. The record is from RefSeq and is a predicted model, not a curated record. The transcript has 3 exons. Gene Ontology annotation, molecular function: protein binding.
UCGGCCGAGAAGCUGCUUCGGUGUUUUUUCUUCUGAUUUUGGACUGACGCGUUUGUCCUCCGGAGCUGCUCUGUUCUCCUCAGCUAUCCCCUUUCUUCUUCUUCUUCUGCUGAAAUCGAGCAUCUCCGAAUGCCCAUCACGAAGAGUAGUCUCAGUCUCAGGAAGCUUUCUUCAAUCCGAAACUCGUGUAAGUUCCCAUACUUCUGUUGGUUUUUUUCUUUCCGCAGCAAAACGACUCUUAGCCCAUAUGAAAGCGACGCUCCAAUUCCUGAUCAGAUCUUCAAAUCGGCUUCCCAAAUGGGUUCUUACAAAUCAGGCGAUUCCACUUUCUAUUCCCUCAUUGAAAACUAUGCCAAUUCCGGCGACUUUGGGACUUUGUUUCAGGUUUUCGAUCGAAUGAAGCGCGAGCGCAGGGUGUUUAUUGAAAAGAACUUCAUUUUAGUGUUUAGGGCUUAUGGGAAAGCCCACUUACCUGAGAAAGCCAUCGAGUUGUUUGGUAGAAUGGUGGAUGAGUUUCAAUGUAGGCGAACUGUUCGAUCAUUUAACUCGGUUCUUAAUGUUAUAAUACAAGAGGGUCUUUUUCACCGAGCUUUGGAGUUUUAUGAAUGUGGGGUUGGUGGGAAGACGAAUAUUUCCCCCAAUGUGCUUAGUUUUAAUUUGGUUAUUAAAGCUAUGUGUAAAUUAGGAUUGGUUGAUAGAGCCAUUGAAGUGUUCAGAGAAAUGCCCAUUCAGAAAUGUGAACCCGAUGUGUUCACUUACUGUACUUUGAUGGAUGGGUUGUGUAAGGAGGAUAGGAUUGAUGAGGCGGUUUUGCUGCUGGAUGAGAUGCAAAUCGAAGGUUGCUUCCCAAGCUCAGUGACAUUUAAUGUGUUGAUUAAUGGGUUGUGCAAGAAGGGGGACAUGGCCCGUGUGACAAAGCUUGUGGAUAAUAUGUUCCUCAAAGGGUGUGUUCCAAAUGAAGUGACUUAUAAUACGAUUAUCAAUGGCUUGUGUCUCAAGGGGAAGUUGGACAAGGCGGUUAGUCUUUUGGAUCGAAUGGUUGCAAGUAAAUGUGUGCCUAAUGAUGUUACCUAUGGAACACUCAUCAAUGGACUCGUUAAGCAAGGAAGAUCUGUUGAUGGAGUCCGUUUAUUGAGUUCUUUGGAGGAAAGAGGGCAUCAUGCGAAUGAAUAUGCAUAUUCAACCCUUAUUAGUGGGUUGUUUAAGGAGGAAAAGUCCGAAGAGGCUAUGGGAUUGUGGAAGAAGAUGGUGGAAAAAGGAUGCCAACCCAAUAUUGUUGUUUAUAGUGCUCUAAUAGAUGGUUUGUGUAGAGAAGGAAAAUUAGAUGAAGCCAAGGAAACUCUUUGUGAGAUGGUGAAUAAGGGUUGUACACCCAAUGCUUUCACCUAUAGUUCCUUGAUAAAGGGUUUCUUUAAGACGGGUAAUAGCCAAAAAGCAAUUCAUGUGUGGAAAGAGAUGGCCAAGAAUAAUUGUGUGCCUAAUGAGAUUUGUUAUAGUGUACUCAUCCAUGGCCUAUGUGAGGAUGGGAAGCUGAGGGAGGCUAUGAUGGUGUGGACACACAUGUUGGGCCGUGGACUUAGACCUGAUGUUGUGGCUUACAGUUCAAUGAUUCAUGGCCUAUGUAAUGCUGGUUCAGUAGAAGUGGGUUUAAAGCUUUUCAAUGAGAUGCUCUGUCAGGAGUCUGAUUCUCAGCCAGAUGUAGUCACUUAUAAUAUACUUCUCAGAGCUUUGUGUAAGCAGAAUAGCAUCUCUCAUGCCAUUGAUCUUCUAAACAGUAUGUUGGAUCGAGGUUGCGAUCCUGACUUAAUUACGUGUAAUAUUUUCUUGAACGCUUUGAGAGAGAAGCUGAACCCACCUCAAGAUGGGAGAGAAUUCCUAGAUGAGCUUGUGGUCCGGCUACAUAAGCGGCAGAGAAUUGUAGGUGCUGCCAAAAUUAUAGAAGUGAUGCUGCAAAAGUUUCUUCCUCCAAAUGCCUCCACUUGGGAAAGGGUUAUUCCAGAACUUUGCAAACCUAAGAAGGUUCAAGCAAUCAUUGAUAAGUGUUGGAGCAGCCUGUUUUUCUAAUUUCAUGAGCCAGACUUUCAGUUGUGAAAGACAGAUGUUUUACCGUGCAUACACACUAUGGUUUGGUGAGAUGGUGUCCAUUCUUAGGAAAAAAAUGAAGAAAAUAAUCAGAUGAGAUGAUGAAGCACUUGUCAGUAAGCACAACAAUGGGAAUUAGGGUAUGCAAUUUGUGUUGUCACUACCAUCAUAUUGAAGGGAUGACAGAAUUAUAACAUUUCAAUACAGAAUACCUGAUAGAUUGCACUUGCAACAUCACGAGGCAUCAGAUAGUGGGGUCAAGCCUGUAAUUCGCUAGACAGGGAUUUCAAAGACUCAUUGAUGAUUAUGCCAAUUCCAUUUCCAAGGCUACUUCAAAGAGUGGCUUGUUAGAUACCUGUUAAGAAACAGAAGAAAAUGCUUUCCUUGAUAGUGGUGUGGUCGAGUCACCAGGUUGUACUGGCCAGACCAUGAAGGAUGGGGAGGUGGAGGUUUAAUCAUCAGACCAGACACGACUUUAUCCAGUCCAGAAAACUCAUCUAGCAAAAGUGGUGAAGCAAGAAGAAAGCUAGUAUUCUUGAAGCAAAGGCUGCAAGUAAAAAUUAAUCUACCACCACCCUAAAAAUAUUAAUCACUUUUUAAAUUGAAGUGCAUAUAGAUCUUGUCUGUGCCAAGAGCAUGACUGUUUUGGACCCAGGCAAGCAGUAGCAUGGUUGUUGAUGCCGUUCCUCAAGCAGUGGGUACCUUGAUUUUGUCUGUGUUGCAACCCAAGUAAAAAUAUGGAUUUAAUCCAUGGAGGCUUUCUUUCUUUGCUGAGGAACUUUGAUGGUCUGAGGUUUAAGACAAGUAACAGGUUGAGCAGGACUUGUUUAAGUGCUCACUUGAACAGAGGAAUAUUCUCAGAGCUGGUGGAGGACCUGAGUAUUCAACUCCAUGCAGUCAAGGCAACAGUAAUCUCUCUUCUAACAUAGAAAGUCCUUGACGGUCUUUUUUUCACUUUUGAGCAUCCCCAACUUAAUACAUGUGUUUCUGCAAUUUCAUUAGGUCGUAUGGUUGUAUGAUAAAACUGAUAAUGACGUAAAAGAAAUUGUUAAAGCCGUAUUUAUUUAUUUAUUUUUGCAGUUGUUUCAUGAGGAUUCAUCUGCUCCUGGAAUCACAACUAUUGAAACGAGAUUUUAUCAUAACAGAAAUUUAAACUGAUAGAGCAGAUUGACUAUUUAAAGCUAUUUGCUCUCUUAGCGGAGAAUCUGAGUUAGCUUGAAUGGAGUUUAAUUACCUCCUUCAAGGGAAUGGAUUGUAGUUCAUAUUCUUUAUCUUGCUAAAUAUUCAUUUCUUGGAAUUUUGAGCGAAAUAAGGGUUUUCUUUACUUUGCUUUAUGCUGUGGUGAGGGCUUCAAUGGUAGGUUUAUCAUAUCCUAUUAGAUGCAAUUUUCCUUUGCCGCUCCCUUCUUUUCCUUUUGUGUUUGCUUUUCCUCCCAGUCAUGCAACAUAUUGAAAA